Molecule: messenger RNA, 2344 nt
Organism: Mugil cephalus (flathead mullet)
Lineage: Eukaryota; Metazoa; Chordata; Actinopteri; Mugiliformes; Mugilidae
Gene: tnfrsf19
Product: tumor necrosis factor receptor superfamily, member 19
Exons: 10
Coding region: 490-1587 (365 amino acids)
Biological process (GO): positive regulation of canonical NF-kappaB signal transduction; positive regulation of JNK cascade
Cellular component (GO): plasma membrane
Molecular function (GO): protein binding; signaling receptor activity
Source: RefSeq, a predicted model, not a curated record
UGGCUAUGAAAAGGCGAAGCCAUCUAAUAAACCACACGCAGACUUAGAAGAGAGAGGGUGGCUCUGAGUAACACGACUCCUGUGUUUCCUCAUUUGUGCAGCAUAUUUCUACGCAGAACGCAGCUGAAUGGUUAUUGAUCACAUCGUGUGUGUGUGUGCGCGUGUGUGUGUACGUGUAUGAGUGUGCGCGCGUGUGUGUGGGACCGGGUCUUUGAUGUAGACAGGCUGAUCACAGAUCAGAUCCAUAAAGCCAGCCCCUCUCCCCGCCUUUGAUCUCGGCGUUGAGGCUGUCCUGGAGCUCCUCCGCCGCUCGGAGUCGUGUCGAGCUGGGCUGGAGGAACAGCGCUGACAUGGUGAGCGGACCGGACCGGUGCGGGAAACACGCCACCACAGCUCUCACCGGUCUGCUUUCGACUUUUACGAACCAGCACUUUUAACAGCAGGCUCUUUUUUUUUAAGCAGCUGCAGAGCAACAAGGGGUCCAUCAAAAUGGUCUGGAUGCUUCAACACACCUUCUCACUUGUGCUAACUGCGCAUGUGAUAUAUUCAGCUUUGAUUCAUGUGAGAGCCGAGGAGGACACCAGAGAAUGCAGAGAGCAGGAGUACAAGGACCGCUUUGGAAACUGUAAACCCUGCAAACAGUGUGAUGCAGGACAGGAGCUUUCAAAGGAAUGUGGCUUUGGUUAUGGAGAGGAUGCCCGGUGCGUGCCCUGUCGGAGCAGUCGCUUCAAAGAGGACCGGAGUCUGCAGAAGUGCAAGCCCUGCCUGGACUGUGGCCUCAUCAACCGCUUCCAGAAGGGCAACUGCUCCACCACCAGCAACGCUGUGUGCGGUGACUGUCUGCCAGGAUAUUACCGGAAGACUAAAUUAAGUGGUUUCCAAGACAUGGAGUGCAUACCUUGCGGGGAACCUCCACCUCCUUACGAGCCCAACUGCAGCGGGCGAGUGAACCUGGUGCCGCUCCCCUCGGUGGUGACCAGUCCGCGGGACAUGGCCCUGGCCGCAGUCAUCUGCAGCGCCCUCGCCACGGUGCUGCUGGCCCUGCUCGUCCUCUGUGUCAUCUACUGCAAGAGGCAGCUGCUGGAGAAGAAGCCCAGUGCCUCUCUGAGGUCUCAGGACUGCCCGUACCUCGGGGCGGAGCUCUCCUGUCUGGACCCCCGCUGGCUCCAUGACUUCCCCCAGAGGCCCUGCUGCCAGUGUCACCUCGGCCCGGGACACGCCUGUGGCCCGGUUCAUCUGAUCCCAUCUCUGUGUUGUGAGGAGAGCUGCAGCCUGGGCCGCAGCCAGGACAUCAGUCCCUUCCAGUCCCAGAUGAGUCUGAGUGACGGAAACGCAAACCCGAACGAGGAGGACACCCCGAUGCAGCCGGAAGGACGUCCAGAGUCUGCGGGGGAGCCCGAGUUCAACGCCCAGCCUGCAGAAAGACUGGAGGAAGAGGAGGAGGAGGGAGGAGAGGGGAGGACGGAGGAGAAAGGGGAAGGGUGCAGCUCGAGGGAGAGUUCACCUGAGAGGUGCAGACAGAGCGGUGGAGACGGUGCGACGGAGGUUCUGCUUCCCAAACGGCCCGCGCCCACUCAGGAAGGAUGACAUGGAUUGCUUUUGGCUUGUGUUCCACCCGUGACCUACCCUGGACUUGACAACAGCCGCGGCCAGAUCCCGUCUCAGAUUACUCACCAAGCCCCCGACCCCCAGCCCCCACAACCACACACAGACAACAAGCAGCAACCGCCCACAAGUGUGGUCACGCUGUCUCUUUGAAAUGCCUGCCGCUGACCUCAGAGCCCCUCGGACGGUCCACGCGCAACAUGUACAUAUGUGGAGACGAAAGCACUGCUGGGGAAAGGCCAGGCACGAAGCAGAAGACAUAGAAAAAAAAAAUAUAUAUAUAUAAAAAAAACAUCUACACACACCGAAUGUGAACUGGAAGGUAAAAAUCAUAUGAAGUUCAAACGUUGAGGAGUACGGACACAUGGCCGCGGAGCCUCUCUGCUCUGCCCUGAGAAUGCCUUGCACCUUCACAUGUAGGAGAACAUAAACUGGACCACUUUGUCUAGCAGCUGGUGUCAUGAAGCUUUCGUGUGUGAAGUUUGAAGUGUGAAGACAACACGUCUAAAGUGAUUAUGUUGCACAGUGAAGACAAUCUUCAUCCAACGGAGCAGGUUAAGACGAAGAAUGUCCAAGUGAUAAAUGUGUUGUAGAUAUUGUAAAAUAGUGAAAUAGGUCGAUAUUUUUGUAACGUGGACAUGACCCAACAUCAUGUUUGCCACCGCCACAGUUAUAGUGUUGAUGGUUGUGAGCGCUCACUUCCAUGUAUCAUUGCUGUAAAUAAACCACUUGAACAAGA